AAAGUGAAAGUUGUGUCUCAGUAUAGGCCUGAGGUGUAGAUUGUUCUGUAAAACGUGUAGAUAUGCACAUAUAGUGACUAUUAGAGUGGUUAUGGAUUUAAAUCAACUAUUUUGAAUGUGAAGUGGAGGACGUGAAGACCAGUAAAGUUAAAAUGGCAGAGUCCAGACUUCAUAAUCAGUUUAAACUCACCUCAGAAGACAAUGUGUUGGCUGAUGUUGGUGAAGAGGUCACCCUCCCCUGUCACCUCUCACCUGACACCAGUGCUGUUGCAUCGACGAUCAGGUGGUUUAAAAAGACAGAGUGUAUUUACCUGUAUCAGAAUGGCCAGGUGACAGAGAGGAGUGGCUAUGAGGGCAGAGUGAGUCUGAUCACCCAGGAGCUGGAGAGAGGCAACGUGUCUCUGAGGCUGAGAGACUUCAGGAGGUCAGAUACAGGAGACUACAUAUGUCAAGUCAUCCUUGGAGAACAGAAGAAGGAGGUUGCAGUGUGUUUAAGGGUCAGAGGAGACAUCGAAAAAAUACGGGAAGACGUAAUCGUAAUCGGAUCAGGUUUUUGGUAUUUACAACAUGAGACCCAGGAGGACAAGCUGAAGAGGGAGGUAUCAGCUGGUGAGCUUGAGUUGAAGAUGGAAAAAGAAUUAAAAGAGAAAUUAAGACAGGAGAUGACGAAACAACUAGAGGAGAAAGACACACAACUGGAUGAUAUGACCCAGAAAGUGAGAGAGAAAGAGAGACUCCUGGAGGAGAAGAACCAGAUAAUGGGACAGAGGGAGAAACUAUUAGAAGAGAAAGAAAACCAACUGGAAGAGAAAGACAAGCAACUAAAGGAUAGAGACAUUCAACUAGAGGCACUGAGAAAGAACCUGCAGGACAAGAACAGCCAAGUAGAGAACUUCAGAGUCCUACUGCAGGAAAAAGACCUUCAACUAGAGGACAGCAACCACAGACUGGGGGAGAAGGACAGACUACUGGAAGAGAGAGACAAACAACUGGAGGGAAAAGAAAAUGAACUAAAAGAGAGGAGGCAGGAACUAGAAGAGAAAGACAGACUACUGGAAGAGAGAGACAAACUACUGAAGGAUAGAGACAUUCAACUAGAGGACAGCAACCACAGACUGGGAGAGAAGGACAGACUACUGGAAGAGAGAGACAAACUACUGGAAGAGAGAGACAAACUACUGGAGGGAAAAGAAAGUGAAAUAAAGGAGAAGCAGAUUGAACUAGGAGACAAAGACAAAAAAAUUAAGGAUAAAGACCUUCAACUAGAGGACAGAAACUAUAGACUGGAAGAGAAGGACAGACUACUGGAAGAGAGAGACAAACUACUGGAAGAGAAAGAGAACCAACUAAAGGAAAGAGACCUUCAACUAAAGGAGAGAAACUAUAGACUGGGAGAGAAAGACAGACUACUGGAAGAGAGAGACAAACUAUUGGAAGAGAGAGACAAACUACUGGAGGGAAAAGCAAAUGAACUAAAAGAGAUGAGGCAGGAAGUAGAAGAGAAAGAUAACCUACUAGAGGAGAGAGAGAAGCAGUUAAAGGAAAGAGACAAACAGGUGGAGGAUGUCAACAAUGAAAAUGCUGAACUGGCUCAACAGAUAUGUGAUGUGAAGACUGAGGUAGAGAGACUGAGAAGAGAGAUCUCAGCCCAGAUGACUGAACCUGGAGAGACGUCAGAUACAGGUUCCAUACUCCCAGUCAGGAGGAGAGACAGCAUGGACCUUCCUCCAUCCAUGGGAGGAGAGACCUCAGAUACAGACCCCACACUUCCACUGAGGAGGACAAACAGCAUGGAGUUACAUCCUCCAGAUAUGGGAGGAGAGAGCAGCAGUCCAGACUCCCCAGUGUCUCCCAGUGUGUCUGAGCUGAGACUGGUGCUGCUGGGGAGGACUGGGGCUGGGAGGAGUGCAGCAGGAAACACCAUCCUGGGCAAAGAGGAGUUUGGGGCCCAGGCCAGCCCCUCUGCAGUGACCCAGAGGAGUAAGAGGAGAGAGGGGGACGUGUGUGGGAGACGGCUGGUGCUGGUGGACACUCCAGACUGGUUCUGUCCUGGACUCUCUCUGGAGGAGAUAAGACAGGAUGUGGGGCUCUGUGUCCGUCUGUCUGCCCCGGGACCCCACGCCUUCCUCCUGGUCAUACCAGUGGAGCUCUCUAAGGGGGAGGAGAGAGGGGUGCUGGAGAGAAUAGAGGAGUUGUUUGGGGAGGGUUGUUGGGAACACACUGUGAUUCUCUUCACCCAUGAUGAUGUCCUGAAAGAGCAGAGCAUUGUGGAGUUUCUCCAAGCAGGAAGUCAGGACCUCCAGCAGCUUGUAGAGAAAAGUGGGAGCAGGUACCACGUCCUCAACAUUAAGGACAGGGCCCAUGGCACUCAGGUAUCAGAGCUGCUGGAUCAGGUAGAGGAGAUGGUGGCAGGAAACAGAGAGAGAUUCUACAGCAGUCAGACCUACCAGGAGGCAGAGACCCAGGUUAGAGAAGUGGAGGGAAAGAUCCAGAGAGAGAGAGGAGAGAGGAAACAGAGGGAGGAGAGAGACUUGAGAGAGAGCCUUCAGAAGGAGUUCCAGGACUCUCUGAUAAAGAUAGAGGGAGUGAUCCAGGAACAUGAGGGAGAUAUCAGAACACUCAGUGAAAGAACCAGUGAACUGGAGAGACAGGUGAAAGAAGAGAGGGAUGAGGAGAAGAAAAUAGAGCUGGAGAGGGAGCUGAAGAGGGAGUCUGAUAGGAGGGAGGAGAUGGAGAGAAAGCUGGAGAGAUUGAAAGAGAAGAGAGAGAAUGAGAGGAGGGAGAUGGAGGAGAGACACAGACAGGAGAUAGAGGAGAUGAUGGAGAACUAUGAAGGAGAGGCCAGAGUUGAAGCAGAGAGAAACCUGAUGAAGAUAGUCCUACCUGAGUUACAGAGGAACAUCAUGAUCUCACAGACAAAGAUGCAGAGGGAGUUCAGCAGACGGAUGGAGGAGAAGAAUAGACAGAUGAAGGAGAAGAAUAGACUUAUAGAGGAGAAGGAUAGAGAGAUGGAGGAGAAGGAUAGAGUGAUUGUGGAAAGGGAUGGAGAGAUAGAGGGACUGAUAGAUAGACUGUGGGAGAUGUGCAAUUGAGUUAUUGUAACUAGCCUGAAGAAGUGCUGGGAUACAUGGAGAGGUAGAAGAAGAGAGAGAGGAAGAAGACAGGGAGAACUGAUGAAGAUCUGAGGAAUGUCUGGGCAGAUGUAACCUAGUUCACCAUUUCACUGAAUUCGCCUGACAACGAGGUUAGAGAUGAGAUGACUUUUUCAUGGAGGGAUUGGAGAAGUUAGAGAUAAUCACAUGAUAUUUAUCUGACAAUGUAAGAACAACGUGAUAGUCUGUCCUGUGAUGAGUGU
Salvelinus namaycush (lake trout) is the source of this 3355-nucleotide messenger RNA. RefSeq names its product trichohyalin-like. The transcript is spliced from 14 exons. The coding region runs from base 153 to 3092 and encodes 979 amino acids. Lineage: Eukaryota; Metazoa; Chordata; Actinopteri; Salmoniformes; Salmonidae. Gene Ontology annotation, molecular function: GTP binding. The record is from RefSeq and is a predicted model, not a curated record.